Haliotis rufescens (red abalone) is the source of this 3183-nucleotide messenger RNA. RefSeq lists its product as uncharacterized. The record is from RefSeq and is a predicted model, not a curated record. NCBI's taxonomy places the organism in Eukaryota, Metazoa, Mollusca, Gastropoda, Lepetellida, Haliotidae. The transcript has 8 exons. Bases 1 to 3183 code for a protein of 1060 amino acids.
AUGGAUGUGGACGUGCCAUACUCUGAAAACAACUACCCACCACUUAAGCCGCCCAAGACAAAGAAAGACAUUGUUUACAAUCCACGACUGUUCACAGCCAUCGAUGCAAAGGCCAGUGUGACAUCGAGGGAAGAUGCCACGUCCUACCAAACGCUGAUCAAACAUUUGACAGAAGGGCUUCAGAAUGAUGUGCAGAAAGUCAGGUCCAUAUUUGUUUGGCUGGCCUCACAAGAGAUCAUGUACGACAAUUUCGACGAUGUCGAUGACGUCAACACUCCUCUGGGCUACAUGCGGCUUAUUCAGGAUGAUAGGGGAACUUAUGAGCAAUUCUUUGCUCUUCUCUGCAGGAACGCAAAAAUCCCGUGUAUGGUUGUGCAGGGAAACAUCAAAAGUGCUACAUACGAAGUAGGUGACAUGGAUAUUGAAUGCAUCUAUGGCUACUGGAACUUGGUGUACCUCGAUGGAUCGUGGAGAAUAGUCAACCCUAAGUGGGCAAUGGUGUCCAUUGGGAACUACAGCAAUGAACGAUGGCACAUGAUAGAAAAGGAUGGGAAGGCAGAACAGCGUGAUAAGGAGGAAGGCAGUCUAGUGUAUGUGUAUAGCAAGGACGACUUCUAUUUCCUAACGGACCCUGAGGAUCACAUAUAUAGGUGUCUUCCAAGUAAUGCCAAAUGGCAGCUUCUUGGGGAGCCUUGGAAUAUGGAAAAGUUUCUGAUGGUUCCCUUGGUCCAUAAUGACUUCUUUGCAUCUGGAUUAAAAUUACCCGAAGGACAGCAAGGUAUUGUCGCUGCCAAAGAAGGGGAAGUGGAGAUAAAUCUCCAGGUAACCAAAGCAGCAAAGGAUAUCAAAUAUGAACUUUAUUUUGAUCAGAAAAACAAGAAGAAGCUUCAUGGAGAGAGUCAAAUGUCCCGUUAUGUAUUUGUUAACAAUAUCAGAUCAACAAGAUAUUUCUUCAUUCGCCUCCAGACAGUAGGGAAAUACAUGCUUACGCUUCUCAAUGAUGCUGAUACACCACUGUGCGACUUUAGAAUAGAUUGUUCUGGGGUCAAGGGGACAUGUGAACCGUUUCCUAAAAAUCCUGCCAUUGGAUGGGGUUUUAAUGAAACAGCUAGAAGAGCUGGGUUGUCUAGUCCAUCGCAAGAAAGCGGCAUUGUGACCAUUGAUUCAAAGAAAUCAGUAGAUUUUACAUUCAAAACGCAGAAGGGAGUAGAUGUCAAAGCCAAUCUUUUACACAACGAGAUUCCUACACCAGAACUUGAGAAACAUGUCAACCAACACAAAGACGGGGACAAACUCACAGUAACCGUUGACAUACCAACGACAUCUGCAAAGAAAGAGUAUGCCCUUGAAAUUAAUGCUAAAGACAGUUCAGCUGCCAAGCACCGAAACGUUGCAAACUAUCUGUUAACAACUGAAAAGAACAAACCUCAUGAUAUAGCAUCUCGAGGUACAAAAUCUACUACAAAUGCAGCAUCAGAGAAGCGUUCAACCCAAACAAACACGAAUGGUUAUAUCAAGAAAGCAAAUCCAUCGGAACCAUCUGUUGACACACAAAAUGAGUCUGUACAGGCCAAAGGAAUGUUUUCCUUUCUUUCAAAGAAACCUAAACCCAAGGGACCUUCUUCUGAGGAAACUGAAGGAAGCGAGGAAAAAACUGCAAAUGGACGCAUGCCUUCUAAACAGUCUCAAACUGAAAAUAUAGACACCAAAACUUGUCAAACUGACGUUGAAAAACCCGGAGACCAUACAAAGGAACCAUCACAACAGUCAAUGGCCUCAAAACUUAAAAACAAAACAUAUUCUUUCAAAAUCAAAAACAAAGAAACCAGUCAGGGUUAUGAAUCCUGUGACGUGUCUGCCGAAGGGGUUCUUAAUGGAAAAGCUGUAGAGAGUAACCAUAAGUUACAUGGGUCGAGGCGAGAGUCUCGAGCCUCUAGGAAUGCAAACUCACUUUCACCAAUGAGAACACCUCUUAAUUCUCCUUCUCCUGAACUGAUAACAGAUUACAGUUGCCCGGCCCGCAUUAAGCUGAUGAAGGAAGCUUAUUUGAACAGUAGUCACACUAAAGAUACAGCAUUGUAUAAACCUUAUGCAAGACAAAAGUCAUCAUCUCCCAAUCCUGUGGACAUUUCUACAACUGAUGAGAAAAUGAAAGGAAUUGCAUCUUCAGCGGGUCCUGGGAAAUCAGGCAAAGUUAUAACUCCGAAACAGGGAAACGACAUCUUUAAGAAUCCACAUCCGAAUACUCCUGCCUCAGACACUGGGUCAACUAGGAAAGUGAAUCCAAGGCCUACACGCUCACAGCCAGGUUCAUCGCAAGCCAAUACGCGUACAUUAACGGGUUCGACCAUGUCUUCUGAUGUCCAGAGUACCAAGAUACCCUCACCUUCACAGAUAACAAGGACGGGCAUGCCAGGUAUCCAAGCAUCAAGAACAAACAGCAAUAACAUAAAAAACCUUCAUCAAAAUUUAAGUAAAGGUUUCAAGACAAAUGAAAGGCCAAAACAGAAUCCUGAAAAGAGUGAAGAAGUACAAGGAAUCAGACAAUCUCUAACUGUGAAAGAAAAAGGACAACAUAAGACUGGCAGUGGUUCGAAUUCCUCAUGCAGGAAGCAUGGUGUUGAUCGUGAUUUAAUAUGUGCAGAUCUUAAAAGGGCAAUAGAGAGUCGACAAUUAUCGGAAAUAAACAAACUCCUGGCAAAAACCGGUGUUCAUUCCCCUGAUCCCAAAUUAACGGAACUGAAGGAAAAAGCAGAAACUGUCCGGACCGUGAUUAAACGAAUGAACAAGUACUUGCAUGAUGUGAUGGCAGUCAACCAAGGCACCAUUGCAGAGAUUCAUAGCUAUAGCCACCCCAAGCCAAUCGUUCAUGACGUCAUGAGGGCAACAUUUCUCCUUCUAGGAGAAAGGGGAUCACAACUACGGAAGUGGCACUACAUACAGCAACUCAUGAGACGCACCAGCAAAGACGGGCUGAUCGUGAGGAUUCAGGAGUUCGACGUCAACAGCAUCAGUUUGGAUCUUGCUGAAUACGUCAAAGUGAUCUUGGACGCACAUGAUCCAGACAUAGUUCGCCUGACAAGUACAGGAGCCGGAGCUUUUUAUAUUUGGAUCCUGUUGCAGAUCCUGUUGCAGAUCCUGUUGCAGAUCCUCAUCAUACCUCGUCCUAUAAGGGAAAGUUAA